AUGGCAUCAAAAAGUCCCCCAGGUGGAGAUGGUCCCCUCUCCUUUGCAAAGAUUGCCGCUAUGCCCGCACCUCUCAACACACAAUCUCCUUCGAUAUCUGACGAGAAUGAAAUAUGCCAGCCAGCAGAACAGCCACCUUGCUCGGCAACAGGUGGCCACGGAGCAGCUUUGUCCAGCCAUAACAUAGACAAAACGCCGGAAGUCAGUUCCAUUGAUCUAGCCGUUCAUGGCUUAGAGAGAGGUGUGCAAGACAUUGACCUCAACAUGAAGAAAGACAGCGAUGGCUCCGGCUCUUUCACAAAUGGUCAAGACAACGGGUCGCUCAAGCGUGAGAAUUCUUUUGAAGAUGAUCGCACCCAUCUUUCUACUUCAUCCACAAAGAUGACCAGCUUUGAUUCCAAGAGCCUUGCCUCGGUGACCACUUUUGCAAUGGAUGAGAAAGACUCUGUACGUCCUGAUGACAGUGCCAGUGUCCAAGCCAUCGAUGAAGAUGAGUCUCUUUCCGGGCAUGUAUCUGGAACUGCGAACUCGAUGGCUGGCUCUGAGUCUGGCAGUCGCGUGUUUCGGGAUCAGUAUCGUGAUGACAUUCCUAAAGGCUCACGUGGGAUUUUGGCUGUGCCUUCUCUCUUCAACGGUGCUCAACCGGCGAAUGGCAAAAUUCCUGUAGAUUCGGUAGCCAACAAUUUUGUGGUUGCAGCCAACCCCGACGGCAUUGAAGAUGGUCAGACCCUGCACGGGUUUCCUCUAGAGCCGGAUGAGAAGCUUUUGGAGGCAAUGAAGUCUCCGAAAGAUCGGCUUUUGAUCCUUCAGCUGGAGGAAAAGAUUCGCUAUUUCAUCAAGGACUCUGAAGAGCAAUCCUUGGAGUUACCUCCGUCGAAUGCAUUUGGGCGACUUCUCGGCCACAAGCUGGGGGAUUACUACCAUUUGACACAUUUUGUUGACCAUAAUGUGGCAUCAGUCAGGCUCCAUCGAACGCCAUUCUGUCGGCUACCCCCUCCCUUGUCUGAUGUACAUGCUGCUUGCAGUAUCACCCCGCCCACAGCUGUCCCGGCAAUGAAAAUCAUGCGCCGUAACGAUGGGGGACAGUCCGAAGACAGUAUCGGAGGUUCCUCCAACCCUUCAAAGGCGAACUCAGAGGCUGGCGACAGUGGAACAGAUGGACGGUACGGGUCCUCAUCUGGCAAUACGCCUGCUAAGGACCGAAUGGCCUUGACAAGAGAAGAGCGUGAAGCGAAAUACCAUGAAGUGCGUGAACGAAUCUUCCGCGACUUUACUGAUUCGGCCAAGUCGGACCCGGCCAUUGGGGAUUCGAAUCCCAACAUGUCGCGCUCCAGCUCCACAACCGGCCGCAAGAAAAACCAAAGGCAACGGACUCCUCAUGAUGACAGUUUUGAGGUUCGCUCGCAGUUCAAUGCCUAUUAUCCAGGAAUGCAAUACGGCAGCAAUGGUCCCAUGCCGUACAAUGCUCCUGUACAUGAAACUUCCUACCAAAAUCAGGUACCUUACUUGGUCGGACCUGGCGUGCCGCCGCCCUCUGGUGGUUAUAUGCCAUCCAGUCAGAACGGUUCUUUCCACGCGGGACAGAUGAAUAUGAACAUGGCCGGGGCCGGGGCCCCCCAGUAUCCAGUGACAAUGUCACCCCAGAUGGCCACCAAUGGCCCGUGGCAAGGAAAUGUGCCGCAACAAUCUCCAUAUUCUGGGUACGCUGCUAUGAACCAGCAAGCGGCAAUGAAUCAGCCGCCUUCCAACCAAUCAUCGCCGGCAAUGAACAACUAUGCCUUGCCCAAUGCCAUGCCUAAUGCCAUGCCUUAUCAACAACCAAAUUCCAAUUGGAACUCGCCCCCCUUUUCUGCAAACUUCCAGCAGUCUCCGCAACAGCGGAAUGGCCCGCCUGUCCAAUGGCCCAACUAUUCUCAGCAGUCAAUGGCUCCUAACAUGCCACCCAACAUGAACCCUAACAUGGGGCCCGGCACGGGUCACAACAUGGGCUCCAACAUGCAAUCCAACGUGGGCGCAUAUCCUUACGCUCAAUACCCGGGGCACCACAUGAAUCCCGCUAUCCAGAAUUCCAAUGGAUUCUAUGCGACCAUGCAUUACUCGAGGUCACAUUUCAACCCGCAGACACGAUCAUUCAUCCCCGGCGGUGCUCCUCUCGGCCGCCACUCAAACAAAGGGCAGCACACAAUGCAGUCUUAUAGCAAUAUGCAACCCGGUGUUCAACAACAUUGGAAUGGCCACGCCGAUGCCCCCAGUCGUCCCAUGGACUCCAACCCGGCCGGAAUGCCCAACCGAGCCCACAUAGGUACUCGAGACUCCAUUGCUAAAUGGGGCACGCCAUCCCAUCUCCCCGCAAAACCUCCGCCAUCUGAAGUGCCCUCUGAUUUUGAUCUUAAAACAAGAUCCGUUCCGGCUUCAGUCCCUGCGCCAUCAUACGGUGCCGGUGCCAAUGGAGUUCCUACUAUGAACAAUGGACCAUUCGUGGUUUCGGGGGGCACAAGUGUGCCGAAACCAGUCUAA
Molecule: messenger RNA, 2517 nt
Organism: Penicillium bovifimosum
Lineage: Eukaryota; Fungi; Ascomycota; Eurotiomycetes; Eurotiales; Aspergillaceae
Product: putative R3H domain protein
Exons: 2
Coding region: 1-2517 (838 amino acids)
Biological process (GO): galactose metabolic process
Molecular function (GO): nucleic acid binding
Source: RefSeq, a predicted model, not a curated record